This is a messenger RNA of Bombina bombina (fire-bellied toad), 6333 nucleotides long. RefSeq names its product collagen type VIII alpha 1 chain (gene COL8A1). Lineage: Eukaryota; Metazoa; Chordata; Amphibia; Anura; Bombinatoridae. The coding region runs from base 332 to 2512 and encodes 726 amino acids. The transcript has 5 exons. The record is from RefSeq and is a predicted model, not a curated record. Gene Ontology annotation, molecular function: protein binding.
UGCAGCAGCUGACCAGAGCUCUCAGUCAGUCCUCAUUUCUGUCACAUGCCAGCCUGAUACCUUUGCCUUGGACCUUGCAUAGUUGAGGCCUUGGCUUUAGUCCUAGGUUUGAACUUGCUCUGUCCUACAUAAUCACUGGACUUCUCAGCACUGAACAGACUUUUAAGCAUUUGGACCAAAUUCUCUGCCAAAGUAGCAGUUGGAUUAACAUUGACAACAGAUAACAGGCCUGCUGCUGAUAAGCAUCGAACAUAAGCUUUCGCUGCUUUCAGACUCCCAUUGAUUUCUAUGGCAUCCGCGACCUCCAGGUUGGCGGAUUGAAAACCAGAUUAUGGCUUCCUCCCUGGCCACUAUACAUGAGCUUAGCAUUUUGCUUAUUGUUCUUGGACUGGCGACAUCAAGCCUUGCUGGUGCAUAUUAUGGUCCGGUAAAGCAUCUACCACAGCCUCCACCAAUCGGACAGUAUCAACACAUGGGACAACCAAUGCAACAGAUGCCAUUAGGAAAGGAGGUUAUGCAGUAUGCACCACAUUAUGGAAAGGAGAUGCCACAGAUGCCAAUGUUUGGCAAGGAAAAUAUUCCAAGGAAAGACUACAAAGGAAAAGAUCGUCCAUUUUCUGCUCAGAAAGGUGACCAGGGGCCUCCUGGGGAACCUGGAAUAAGAGGACCACCAGGACCUUCCGGACCUCCUGGACUGGGGUUACCAGGACCAAAAGGACAUCUUGGCCCACAAGGUCCACCUGGAUAUCCAGGUGUUGGAAAACCAGGAAUGCCAGGAAUUCCAGGAAAACCAGGCAGCAUGGGGAUGCUAGGACCAAAAGGAGAACAAGGAUUUAAGGGGGAAAUAGGAAACAUGGGAUUGCCAGGGAUUCAAGGACCACCUGGUCCUCCAGGCUUACCUAUUCAAGGAAAACCAGGCAACCAAGGUUUACCAGGACUUCCAGGACCAAAAGGAGAACUAGGAAGUAAAGGACCACCAGGAUUACCUGGAUUACCUGGACUAAAGGGAGAAAAAGGAGUUGGAAUUCCUGGUUUACCUGGACUUAAAGGUUCACCAGGAUUACAAGGUCCUCAAGGCCCAGUCGGUCAGCCUGGUAUUGGUAAACCUGGAUCAAAUGGAUUUCCAGGUCCAAAGGGACCACCUGGUAGUCCAGGGUUACAAGGACCACCAGGACUAGAAGGCCCUGUUGGUCCCCCAGGACUUCAAGGACCACCAGGCAUUCCAGGUGUUGGAAAACCAGGCCAAGAUGGUAUUCCUGGGGGGAUUGGAUUACCAGGAAACAAAGGUGAUCAAGGAUUGCCAGGUUUACCAGGUGCACCUGGCCUUCCAGGAGUAGGUAAACCAGGUUUGCCAGGAGGUAAAGGAGAUCAUGGUAUUCCUGGUGUACCAGGACAAGUAGGUCCUAAAGGUGAUCAAGGCCAUGCAGGUGAACCGGGCAUGGUUGGCCCUCAAGGUGAGCCAGGCCCUGCCGGUUUACCUGGACCAGUGGGAUCACAAGGGGGUUCUGGAUUUCCUGGACCAAAAGGAGAGGAUGGCACCAUGGGCCCUGAGGGACCAGUAGGACCCAAAGGUGAACCAGGCAUAAAUGGACUUCCAGGAAAAACAGGUUUUCCAGGUGAAAUUGGACCUCCAGGCCUUCAAGGAUUGCAAGGACCUACUGGUCCAAAGGGAGAGCCUGGGCACAAAGGUUUAAUAGGUCCACCAGGUACACCUGGAAUUGCUGGACCCAAAGGAGACAUGGGAAUGCCUGGUGAGCAAGGCGAGCAAGGCCCAUCUGGAAUUCCUGGACUAGCAGGAUCAAGUGGUCCAAUUGGACCACCUGGACUUCCAGGGCCAAAAGGUGAACAGGGUUUACCUGGCCCACCUGGUCUUCAAGGUGUUGGAAAAACUGGUUUACCAGGACCACAGGGUGUAGCUGGACCAUCUGGAGCAAUGGGACCUCCUGGUCAGCCUGGUUUACCAGGUCCUCCUGGGCCUCCAGGUCCACCUGGUAUUCCUGCAGAAAUUAACCCCUCACAGGCAUCACUGGGACAGUAUUUACCAAAUAUGGGACCUGCUAUUGAUGGAAUGAAAACACCACAAGGCAUGAAAGGAAAGACUACAGCAAACAUGUAUGAAAUGCCAGCAUUUACCGCAGAACUUACCACUCCCUUUCCACCAGUAGGAGAACCUAUAAAGUUUGAAAAAUUGUUAUACAAUGGCAGGCAAGGCUAUAACCCACACACUGGCAUUUUCACUUGUGAAAUCCCUGGAAUUUAUUAUUUUUCCUAUCAUGUUCAUUGCAAAGGUGCUAAUGUUUGGGUGGCAUUAUAUAAGAACAGUGAACCAUUAAUGUACACUUAUGAUGAAUAUAAAAAAGGCUACUUAGACCAAGCUUCUGGAAGUGCAGUAUUGCAGUUGCUACCUGGAGAUAAAGUAUACAUGCAGAUGCCUUCAGAACAAGCAGCUGGACUCUAUGCUGGGCAGUAUGUCCAUUCAUCCUUUUCUGGAUAUUUAUUAUAUCCCAUGUGAAACGCAGUAAAACAAAAAAAACUCUGAAUACAUGUUGCUUCUACAUUUUAUAUCUGUUAGAUCUGCAUAAACUUCUUUGCUACUAAUGCCAUGCCAGGUCAAAAUAGCAGCAAAGACAUUUGUGUCUGGACCAAUAUACAUUUCUAUGAAUGCACAGUAUAAACAAGCCUGAAAAGUGAUUUUGCAUUGUAUAACCAUAUUAAGCCUGUCUCAUAAUCUUCAACUUUUUCUGGUACAUACCAAAAAUACAAAUUAGUGUUUUAACUGAAUCCAGAUCAUUUAUAUUGUACAGAUUAGCAACAUAUGGGCAAAACUUGUGUAUUAAAGUACAAACUCUACUUGUUUUCACAAACUAAUUUAAACAAGGGAUACUUAAAAUAGAACUCAAAUACCCUAAACAGAUACAAAAUAAUGUAUAAUCUAUAGCCAUGAUCUUAAACCAUCCCAACAUUUAAAAUGAAUACAAAUUCUUCUAUUACCACACAAUCCUAAUACAUCACCUGAAAACUAACUAAAAAAUGCAGAGGAAACUAAUGCGUACCUCCUCUCUCUUCUUCAGUUUCCACUGACCAAAAUGAUUUGGUUCAAAUGACUUCUGGUACCCUUUAAUCGUGGAAGAUGGACCAGUAGGGUUCCAAUAGUUUUAGAAACAUUUGUUAAGGGUUUAUUUUAUAUUUACAAAGCUUCAGCAAAAUGGAGUAUACUGUACCAAUUCAUUCAUCAUGCAUGUAUACAAAAUGGAGGCUGAUAUACAAACUAUUCUCCUACAGAUGUGUGCCCAUAUAUAUUGCUGUUAGAUGAAUAUUAAUGUUAUAAUUAAAAGCACAUCAUAACAUUUUGCGAAGCUAUUCCCACUUUGGGAUUUUCUUUAUUGAACUGAAUAUUAUUACCAAACAAAAGUUGGAAAAGGAUAAACAAAUUUGUGUUUAUCUUGAUUUUUGGAUGUAAUAGUGAAGAAAAUUCCAUGAUAAUUCAUUAUUACUGAUCUUAGCUUACUAUAGCCUAGUUUGCAUUGCUGUUGUAAACUGUGCAAACUGAUAGAACAAAUCUCUGCAUUGAAGUCUAUGGAGAUGUCUUAUGUUACCACCAGCUUACACAGUUUAAAACACAAAUGGUAACAAGGCAUAUGUGUUUAAACCCCAUAAAAAUUUUAGACACAUAUUUAAAGUCCCCCUCAAGAGACAAAAGUAUUGCAGCUCCUGGGAAUGAAACUGACUGCCAUUGGUGAGUAAGUGCAACUGACAGCUGUUUCCUGUCCCAAUGUCCCAAUGCCUAUGUGUUUAAACACUUUGUUGUGGUCAGUAGUGUAUUAUAUCAUACAAUUUUACAUCCGAAUAUCUCUAUUCAUGUAUCUAUUAAUAGCCAAUAUAUGUCAACACGUUUUGAUAUAACAAAAAUUUAUUGGAAGUACAUAAAUCCCCAUUCAUGUUUGUUUAAGGGGGUAUUUCCAUUUUCUUUCCAUUUGUUGCACCCAGAACAGGGCAUUUUACUAUGUAUACAUGUGUGAUGCUGUAUAAGCUUUACUUAUGGGACUGAAUAUGUCUUCCCCUCAGACCAGUAUUCCACAAGCAUCUUUUUUCUGCAUAUUUUUAAAAUCACAAUGAAUGCCGUAACAUACUUUUUUAUACAAAAAAACUGUUUUUAAUAUAAUUAAAAAGAAAUUCCUUCAAAUGUAUGUUAUUUUUUUAAUGCAAUUUCUCUUUACAUCUUACAAGCACAAGUUGUCUUGAAAGGGACAGCAUUGUUACCAAGUAAUUUGUGUCAAGUUAGUUCUUUUUUGUGAUUAUGCAUAUAUCAUAAGUAUAUACACACCCUGGCCUGCCUAUGGAUUUAACCACCUUAAUGGUAUACAGUGAUAUGGGUUAAAAUUAAUAUUUGGUGAUAGAGUCAAAUAUAGUAUACUAAUAUAUCUGUGAAACUGAAUUAUCUUUUUCUUUAAUUGUCAUCAUUUGAACACAUUUGAAGAAGGCAAUAAAAAUUGCUGUCCGUAUUUUGGAUUUCAUCCAAAGAUGCAGAUGUGUCAUGCAAGUAGUUGGAAAUGCAUUUAUUGCACAGUAAUGCAAAGUAAUAGAAAUAUUGCUGAGGUACUUUUGCUUAAUCAUGAAAUUUCUGUGUUCCUCAACUGAUUUAAUUCAGUUUAAUUCAAAACCCAAAACAUGAAAGGCAAUGCACAACUUUCAGCUCAUUUUCAGGGCCUCAGCACAGUGUUUACAGUAGAAAAAUAUUCUUAUUUAUUGUAAAAUUUAAAGGUAGAUCUUCAAAAACCCACAAUGUUUGAGGACCAUAAUGACUUCCUUUGUGUACCUCCAAAACAUGUAUUUUUAAGGAUCUGCUGAUCUAUUCCACAAUAAUUGAGACUUUUUUUUCUAGCAUAAACAAUUGACUUCCUUAGUAUUUGUGUUGUGUUAGUUAAUGUCCUAUAAUUUCCAAACCAAAGGUUCCAAUAUUAGAAAGCAGAACUCAGAUAUAAUAUAUUUAGUUGUAAACCUUGUUAAAACCUCAUGAGACCCUCAUGGCAAACAAAAUCUCAGUAAAUAUUAUUAUUUUUUUUAAUCUUUGUAAAGAACCUGUCAUCUAAAACAAUAAGUAUCUACCUGAAAGUGGCCAUUUAAAAAAAAAAAUGAUUAGUAACAUUAUAUUCUAUGUUAUUUGUUAAAAUGCCAUUUACAAAAACUCAUGUUUUUGUGUUAAAAUUACUCUUUAUCUCAUGUCCAUUGACAGAUCAGAAACCAAAAUCUUUAAGCCAUGGUUUUAAAAUACUGAAAAUUGCCUAAACCAUAUAUAUAUAUAUAUAUAUAUAUAUAUAUAUAUACAGUAUAUAUAUUUUUUUUUUUAUUUAAUUCACUAGUGAGUGAAUGACAAUCACAGUUUUACACAAAAGCAAGACUUUUUAGGGAAACAUGCACUGCCCCCUCAGACUGAAGCCUUGUCAUGAAUGUUUAAAUAACUUUUUAACCCGUUGCCUAAUAUAUAUGAAGAUGCAUAUCUCAAAAUGUCUAUUGGUUUGAGAUGUAGAGUUGACUUAUAAAUGCUGCUAGCAAAAUUUAACUUCCUAUAAACAAUAGCAAUUACAAGGUUGCUCUUGCUAUGCUAAAUAAUUUGCCUUAUUUGCAAUAAACUAUAUACCACAAGCUAAUCUAGUUAAUGUGGUUUCAGUACUAUAACUAUAGUUUUUUUUUUGUUUAAAAAUUACCUGCUUUAUAAUAUAAUACAUACUAGAAUUACUACAGAAAGCAAAACAAACAUACAAAAAUAUCGGUAAGUAAUUUUACCUACUUAUUAAUAGAUAAAAUUAGGGUAUUUUCCCUUUGCAAUUGUUUUGUAAUUUCUACAACAUAUAUUUAAAGGUAAUGUAUCUAUAAUGCAAUAACAGAUAGUUUCAUAAUUAUACUUGAGAAAGAUUCCAGUAAUUUAUUUUUCAUUUAACAAAAAUUACAUUAGUUCACGCAAGAUUUAUAAAAUAAUUACACAAAAUAUAGGUAAUUCAAUGCUGUAUUUUUAAAAUGGUGCUAAACAUAAUGACUUUAUUUAAUGUAAAUGUUUAAGAAACAAAAAAAAAUUUUUAAGGUGUAAUGUAACUGAUUGGAGAUUCCUUUAAUUAAACAUUGAUGUAAAAUGAGUGGAACUGUUAAACUUGGAGUCAGUACACAAAAAUGUCCUAAAUGUAAGAUUACCAAAAUAACAAAGGGUUUAAUAUAUUUUGGUGAGUUAUAUAUUGUUUUCAGUACACUGCCACAAUUGAAUUAAAACAUCAAAUAAUUUUGUAUUUAUAUUUUUUGUACUGAUUUUAGAAUUAUCUUAAUAAAAUUUUGUAAAUGCUU